Messenger RNA from Paramecium pentaurelia, 1352 nucleotides. Lineage: Eukaryota; Ciliophora; Oligohymenophorea; Peniculida; Parameciidae. The record is from the annotation of a GenBank genome assembly.
AUGUCUGCUAGAACUCAAUAUAAUGAAGAUAUAUAGAAACAAUUAAUUGAAGUAGUAGAAACAUAUGGAGGAAAAAAUUGUAAAAGUUGGACUUAAGUUGCCCGUAUUUUUGAAUUAACAACUGGAAUUAAAGUCUAAAACACAUUUGAUUUAAAAAAGAAGUUAUUGAAAAUUGUUAUAAUAGAUGGGAAAUGUUUACUAAUUAUAAGGAAGAAUUAUCCCAAGAUGAACUAAAAGCCUUAUACUCAACUGGAGUUAGAUGUCGAGGGCGUCAUAAAGCAGGAAAUGAAGAAUUCUUUAAAUUGACUGGAAAAAAGUAAAUAUCAGUAAAUAUAUUUAGAUUGUAUGUCAAUCAAUAUAGCAAAAUGGUGGGUAAUUUCUUAUUAUAAGCCAUUAAGUUAUUGUGUUAGUCAUUUUUUAAUUAAAUAAAAGUCAAAUAUAGAUAAUUAGGAUAAGAAAGAUUUCAUAGUAGAAUAAGUUAUGUCUCUAUACAUAUUCUAUUAAGAGCUGUAGAAAUUAAUAAACAUCUUGAUGAUUUUUUUGUUUAAGAAUUGAAACAAUCAGCUGAAAAAUUUGAAUAAUUAUUAUUAAUAUAGGCUGAACAUCAUGAAGAUGAAAGAAUCGAUAGAUUUUAACAUUAUAGAAGAAUAAUUAAUAGAAGAGAAUUCAAAAAGAUUGCUUUUUUUCUUGAUUAUGUGAAUGAAUUAAAAUAAAUUAGCAUUAAUUUAUAUUAAGAAUAGAUAGGAAGACAUCCAUUAUUAUUUCCUUAAAUUGAAGAAAAUAAAUCAUCAAAGAUAUAUUAAUUAUUAAUUUGGGAAAAUGAUUGGUAAUCAAAAUACAACUUAUUCUAAGAAUGUGCAGCUAAAUCUGAUUGGGAAGAAUAUUCAAUGUUAAUUAAGAAAACAAAAAAGAAUGAAGAUAACAAAUAAAUUAAAAAAAAAACACCUUAAUAAUAAGUAUAAUAAAAAUAAUAAUCCUAUGAAAUUAUUAAUUAAGAAACAAUUGAACCUGAAACUAAUAAAUUAAAAUAGAAUUCUUAUGAUUUAAUAUCAACAGCUACACAUAAGGUUUGUAAUAAUGCUUCCAAAUAACAAAUCAAAUAAAUGGAUAAAUAAGAAUUGAAAUCUUUUAGAGGUCAUUAUUAUAGAGAAGGUCAAAUUAGAACAAAAGGAUUAACUACAAUCUUAUUUGAUACAGAUAUGAGAUCAGAUGAGGAUGAAGCAGAUCAAUAUUAAAAUAUCGAAGAAAAUAGAAAAGAGUUUUUUGACAAAAUGGAAGAACUAUAUGAUUAUGUCUUUGGUGGAAAGGCUAAUUUAGUCUCAUUUGAAAAGAGCUAACCAAUUCCUUAUUGA